AUGCUGCCGCUAGCGGCCUCUUCUACUACCUCUUUGGAUUCGCCUUCGCUUUCAUCAAAUGGGUUCAUUGGAAAACACUUCUUUUGCUUGAAACACAUUCCUUCCUCGUUUUUUGACUACAGUUACUUUCUCUAUCAAUGGAGUUUUGCCAUUGCAGUUGCUGGGAUUACCAGUGGAUCAAUCAUAGAGAGAACACAGUUCAUGGUGUAUUUGGUUUACUCAUCGUUCUUGAUUGGUUUUGUGUAUCCAAUUGUGUCUCAUUGGUUUUGGUCCGGUGAUGGGUGGGUCAGUGCUAUAAGAACUGAUAACCUUUUGUUUGGAUUUGGGGUUAUCGAUUUCGCAAGUUCUGGAGUUGUUCAUAUAGUUGGAGGCAUUGCUGGAUUAUGGGGUGCUCUCAUUGAAGGCCAGCGUAUUGGUCUAUUCGAUCUUUCCGGCAAACUGGUGGCUCUCUGUGGCCAUAGUGGGACACUGGUGGUUUUGGGGACGUUCCUCUUAUGGUUUGGUUGUCGAAAGGACUACUAUCACGACGACUUUGGCUGGAUACACGGCGACGCUGACCACCCUGUUCGAAAAAUAGCUGUUUUAUCGACAAUUGGAAUCUCACAUGUUCAUGGUGUUCUUGGCGCGGACUGA
Messenger RNA from Ilex paraguariensis (yerba mate), 633 nucleotides. NCBI's taxonomy places the organism in Eukaryota, Viridiplantae, Streptophyta, Magnoliopsida, Aquifoliales, Aquifoliaceae. The record is from the annotation of a GenBank genome assembly.